Boeremia exigua is the source of this 990-nucleotide messenger RNA. RefSeq lists its product as uncharacterized. The record is from RefSeq and is a predicted model, not a curated record. Gene Ontology annotation, molecular function: oxidoreductase activity. NCBI's taxonomy places the organism in Eukaryota, Fungi, Ascomycota, Dothideomycetes, Pleosporales, Didymellaceae. Bases 1 to 990 code for a protein of 329 amino acids. The transcript has 4 exons.
AUGAUCAUUCCCACCAUUGCAAUUCUGGGGACAAUAAGCCUCGCACAGGCUAGUGUUAUUCCAAAGAGACAGCCCGAGACUGGCAGUCACUGCACCGAACCUCCUCAGAGGAUCGAGUGGCGCCAGCUUGAGCCUGCUCAGCAGAAGGAAUACAUCGACGCUGUACUUUGCUUGAAGACCAAGCCGUCGCGGAUUGGACUCAAGUCUUUGUAUGAUGACUUUCCCCACGUUCAUUUCCAGCUGGCAGGCAGCAUUCAUAACCAAGCGCCGUUCCUGCCAUGGCACAGGUAUUUCACCCAAAUCUACUUCGACGCGCUGGGCGAGUGCGGCUUCACAGGUCCAGGAACCUACUGGGACUGGACACUCGACCACGACUCCCUGCUCGCCUCUCCUGUGAUGUCACCCAUCACCGGCUUCGGCGGUAACGGCGCGGCCAACCGCUCGGAGUACAUUUCCGCCACAUCCGAAACGGUGCAGUGUGUCGAUAACGGGCCCUUCAAAGACCUGCGGCCGGAGUAUCUGGCCAAUUCGCCCACUGAAAUUACUGAAGGCGGGCAUUGCUUCUUCCGCAGCGUUGUCGAGGCUAACGAGCCUGAGGCGUGGGAAACAAUGAAAGGCUUUCUUACGCCGGAGUAUGUGGCGGAGCAGCAGAAACUGAAGAACUAUGCUGAAUUUGCGCCCAACCUUGAGGGAAGCCCGCAUGGGACUAUUCAUGCAAGUUUGGGGGGUGAGAUGAAUCCUACAACAUCGCCGAAUGAACCCCUCUUCUUCCUCCAUCACCCACAGAUCGACCACCUUUACUGGACGUGGCAGCAGCAAAAUCCUGCGAAGCGCGAGACGGAGUAUGAGGGUCAGCACUUGCCCUGGGGUGGCAAGGACUUCAUUCCGGUGUCUUUGAACGAUACGCUGAAUAUGUUGGGUCUUGCGCCUGAUGUGCAGGUGAAAGAUGUCUUGAGUACAACCGGGCCGCUGCUGUGCUACCGUUACUGA